This is a messenger RNA of Branchiostoma floridae (Florida lancelet), 1743 nucleotides long. RefSeq names its product zinc finger protein 239-like. NCBI's taxonomy places the organism in Eukaryota, Metazoa, Chordata, Leptocardii, Amphioxiformes, Branchiostomatidae. The record is from RefSeq and is a predicted model, not a curated record. The transcript has 3 exons. Gene Ontology annotation, biological process: regulation of cytokine production; negative regulation of transcription by RNA polymerase II; regulation of immune system process. The coding region runs from base 243 to 1202 and encodes 319 amino acids.
CUUGCCCGCCAUGUUCAACAGCGAUAGGUAAAAUCAUUUCUCUUUAUCUAAGACGAGUUUUAGGCCGAUUCAACACUUUAUUGAUCCAACAAUUAUACCCCCACACUGUCACCAUAUAAACCCGUCCUGACUGCUCUGUACUUGUCAGUACCGAACCUGCAGCCGUGAGGACCUCUGAACCCGUGUAGGACCUGUGUAGUACUUGAAGCAUCAACAAACCUCGGAUCUGGAGUUUGACCAACAUGGCCACUACAACUGCAGCUAACCUGGAACAAGAGGAUAGAGGGUUAGAGCGGGGACAGGAUUCUUCGUGUAGCUACACGUGUGGUGAAUGUGCCAAGAAGUUUGAUUGCCCAAGUCAUCUCAAAAUACACAUGAGGACACACACCGGUGAGAAACCGUACGCAUGUGUAACAUGUGACAGAAAAUUCAGUCAAGUAGGCGCUCUGAACAGUCACAUGUGGACUCACACAGGUGAGAAACCUCACCUGUGUGAGAAAUGUGGCAAGCAGUUCAGCAGACCAGGCGAUCUGAAGGAACACCAGCGGAUCCACAGCGGGGAGAAACCGUAUCAAUGCAAGGAGUGCAGCAAACAUUUCAGGAAAUCGAUUCAGCUGAGGAGACACAUGAGAACUCACACUGGCGAAAAACCACACAAGUGUAAGGAAUGUAGUAAGCAGUUCAGUGUGGUAGGUAGUCUGAAGAUACAUAUGCGGACACACACAGGUGAAAGACCGUACUGUUGUGAAUACUGCAACGAAAGCUUUGGUCAGCCAGCCCAUCUCAAGAGGCAUAUGCUGACUCACACUGGAGAGAAGCCGUACACGUGUGCGGAGUGCAGAAAGCAGUUUAGCCAGCCGGCCAAUUUGAAGAGACACAUAAGAACCCACACGGGUGAGAAACCAUACGCUUGUAAGGAGUGCGGCAAACGGUUUAGUCAGCUAGCUGGUAUGAAAGCACAUACGCUGACUCACAGUCAGAAAAGACACAGGCAGAAAAGACCCACUGUUUUCCACACGGGUGAGAAACCAUACAGUUGUGAGGAGUGCGGAAAACGUUUUAGCCAGCUAGGUCACAUGAAAACACAUAUUACGCUGGCCCACACUGGUGACAAACCGUACAGAUGUGAAAAAUGUAACAGGUGCUUCCGUCAGUCCAGUAAUCUGAGUUACCACAUGCGGACUCACAUUGAAGAAAGCUAGUCAUGCAGUAGAAGAUUGCAUCUUGCGGAUCAGUAGAAAACAUAAAAACAGUUUUUGUUUUUUAUCAUUGGGGACGAAUCCCAUAUGAUAGAGAAUGUUACUCCCAAUUAAGUGUUUUAAUGGAAGUGUGCAUUCGACAUAAGCGGCUGGAAAGCUAAAAUAAUGGGGAUCGGGUGACAGAUAGUAGCCUUUAGUUUUGUGUAAAAGCGAGUGUGGAUUGUCUAAACACUAGUGACAGAAAGACGGUAAUCAGUCGUUUCCUGGAUGUAAAGGCGUCGUGGGCUAUUACUUUUCCACAGCACUUCGUUUUUUCUAUGCUUAAGUUACCGAAGUUCUUAUUUACACUUAUGAUUCACUAAUCGUUGUAAAUAUACUGUGGAAACAUGUUAUUAAGUUAGUUACAGUUAAGUUAGUUACUUUUUCGUUAGAACAGAUGUUACUUAUUAAUUAGUUAUAGAUGUUACUUCUUCUUUAGUAAUAGCUGCUACCUUUGUAUUUCCUCAAUAAACUAAGACACGUAAUGUGUUGUUGUUUUUGCUGA